Messenger RNA from Prosopis cineraria, 1166 nucleotides. RefSeq names its product borneol dehydrogenase, mitochondrial-like. The record is from RefSeq and is a predicted model, not a curated record. Lineage: Eukaryota; Viridiplantae; Streptophyta; Magnoliopsida; Fabales; Fabaceae. The transcript is spliced from 2 exons. Bases 72 to 893 code for a protein of 273 amino acids. Gene Ontology annotation, molecular function: oxidoreductase activity, acting on the CH-OH group of donors, NAD or NADP as acceptor.
UAUGCAUAUGCAUGCCACAGAGCCUGCAGUUGAAGAUUGUCUGGCAUUGAAGCAGGCUCUAAAGCUCCACCAUGGGAAGUGCCUCCAUGUUAGCCUCAGUUGCCAUGAGAAGGCUUGAAGGUAAGGUGGCUCUGAUCACCGGUGGUGCAAGUGGUAUCGGCGAGUGUACUGCGAGGCUCUUCUCCCAGCACGGAGCUAAAGUGGUGAUCGCCGAUAUCCAAGAUGACCUGGGUCUCUCCGUUUCCAAAAGCAUCACAGAUUCUUCUUCUUCCUCUUCUGCUUCCUACGUCCACUGCGACGUGACAAAGGAAAAGGACAUAGAAAACGCAGUGGACACAGCGGUUUCAAAGUACGGCAAGCUCGACAUCAUGUUCAACAACGCUGGUGUUGUCGGUGUCAACAAAACCAGCAUAAUCGAAAACAAAAAAUCUGAAUUCGAGGAAGUCAUUAACGUCAAUCUCAUUGGUGUGUUUCUGGGGACCAAGCACGCUGCCAGGGUGAUGGUCCCUGCACGACGUGGCAGCAUCAUAUCAACGGCGAGCGUGUGUGGCUGCACCGGCGGGGUGGCGUCACAUGCUUAUACGAGCUCGAAGCAUGCAGUCGUGGGGCUGACGAAGAAUACCGCCGUGGAGCUCGGACGCUAUGGGAUUCGGGUGAACUGUGUGUCGCCAUACGUGGUGGCGACGCCGUUGGCUAAGGAUUUCUUCAGGCUUGAUGAUGAGGGAGUCCACGGGAUUUAUUCCAACCUCAAAGGUGCAAAGCUUGAACCCGAGGAUGUGGCUAACGCGGCACUUUACUUGGCGAGUGACCAGUCUAAGUAUGUGAGUGGCCACAAUCUUGUGGUGGAUGGAGGAUUCACUAUUACAAACUCUGGUUUCACUGUUUUUGGGUAGUUCAUGUGCAAGAAGGCCACGACUAGAGAAUCAAUAAUUCACUUCUAGAACGAUCUGGGUUAAAUCCGUGGUGGUUUGGUAAACUGGCGUGAAGAUCUUCUGUCUUUCUUUGGAGUUUGAAUAAUCACGUGCGCUUAUAAAUAAUAGUGUACGAUUUCAUCAGUUUCACUGUUUGCUAUUGGUUGUGCUGUAAUGAAACGAUUGAUGAUUAUCAACCACUUGUUCAAAAACUGUACAGUUGCCCGUUUGAAUAGCACUUUUUAGAACCUCAAA